AUGUCUUUUGAUCAGGAAAGCUGCUACCUUUGUAAGGAAUAUCUCAGGGAUCCGGUUUCCAUCCCAUGUGGCCACAUCUUCUGCUCCAUCUGCCUGAAGACCUACUGGGACCAUGCGGACCACACCGGCUCCUACCACUGCCCGGAGUGCAGGGUCACUUACAACAAGAGGCCCACUCCGAGACGCAUGGGAGGCUCCCGGCAAUCUACCCUCCAACGCAACUCUGAGUCCUUCCCACCUCCACCUCCGUCCCCAGACUACAACUAUGCCGGACCCCAGGAUGUUGGCUGUGACAUCUGCAUUGGCAAAAAGCACAAAGCCAUCAAGACUUGCCUGAUGUGCCUGGCCUCCUACUGCGAGAAGCACCUUAAGCCCCACUUCGAGUCAGCCACUUUCAAAAGGCACAAACUGGUUGACGAGAUCGGCCACCUGGACAGGCAGAUCUGCCCACAGCAUCAAAAAGGCCUGGAGCUGUUCUGCCGCACUGAUCAGAUGUGUAUCUGUGUGCUGUGUACAGUUAAAGAACACAAGGGCCAUGACAUGGUUUCAGCCGAGCAGGAGAGAGCUGAGGAGCAGCAACGUCUGGGCGCCACCCAGGCCGAGAUCCAGGAGAGGAUUCAUGACCGCCUCAAGCAGAUGGAGGAGCUGAAACAAGCCGUGGACUCACUCAAGAAUUCAGCCCAGAGAACGCUGCAGGAAUGCGAAAAGAUGUUUAGCGACAUGAUGCGCUCCAUAGAGAGGAUGCAGACGGAAAUGGCCAAGCUGAUAUCGACCAACAAGAGGGCGGCGCUCAACAACGCCGAGGGCCACAUGGAGCGUCUGACCCACGAAAUCGCUGACUUGAAGAAGAGAGACAACGAGAUCACCCAGCUGUCCCGAACGGAGGAUCACAUCCACUUCAUCCAGAGUUACCACAUGCUGAUAGCCCAGACAGAGGCUGAGGAGUUGCCAUCGGUCACCGUGAACCCCUACUUCACCUUCGGCUCUGUUACCAAGGCAGUGUCCGAGAUGAAGCAGCACCUGAACGAAUUCGGCAAUGAAGAGCUGGUGAAAGUCGCCAAAGCUGUGAACAAAAUGUCCUUCUGUCAGCUGGAUGAGCCCAAAAAGAAACGCUCAAUUAAAAGUGACGAGGCUGUGAUGUACAAGGCUGUACCUGUCCAGGAACCUCAGUACAGGGACGACUUCUUAAGAUAUGCUUGCCAGCUCACUCUGGACCCAAACACAGCCUACAGACAGCUCUAUUUGUCUCGGGGGAACAGAAAGGCCGCCCUCAAGAGAGAACCCCAAUCUUAUGGCGACAACCCAGCCAGGUUUGAUUCCCUACCCCAGGUCCUGUGUAAGGAAAACCUCGCUGGAGGCGUCUACUAUUGGGAAGUAGAGUGGAGCGGGGAGGGCGCCGCCAUCGGGGUCACCUACAAGGGCAUCAAGAGGACGGGCUACGGAGACAGCUGCCGCAUCGGGUACAACCGCAAAUCUUGGAGCCUCUUCUGCUCGGACUCCAGCUACUCGGCCCGCCACAACAAAGACCAGAUAGAAAUCAAAGCGCCUUACUCCUCUCGUAUCGGGGUCUUCCUGGACUAUGACGGCGGCACUCUCUCCUUCUACGCCGUAGGAGACACCAUGUCCCUCCUCCACCGCUUCAAGGCCUCCUUUACUGAGCCUGUCUAUCCUGGGUUCUGGGUUUGGUAUGAGUCUGCAAUCACCCUCACCCAGCUGUGAUUGAAUAAUAUCUGUCCAGUGACCACAGUACGCCGUCUGUGAUUACUUUUUCUAAAUAUCUAUGCAUCUAACAAAAAUACAUUUGCUGUUUUGUUUUGUUUUUUACAUUAAAUAUGUGUUUUGAUCAAAGGGAAGCUGUUGUAAGAUGGAGUGGGAAUUUUCUAUGCCUUACUAUGAACAAAUGUUAGGAUGAAAGCAUUUAUGGAGUAACUCCAAAUACUGUCACUGAUUGAUGUAUGGUUUGAUUAUUUGCUAUUAAAGUUAUUUUCAUUAUUCGCCAUUUAUUGUAACUC
Messenger RNA from Cyprinodon variegatus (sheepshead minnow), 2012 nucleotides. RefSeq names its product tripartite motif-containing protein 16-like (gene ftr83). NCBI's taxonomy places the organism in Eukaryota, Metazoa, Chordata, Actinopteri, Cyprinodontiformes, Cyprinodontidae. The record is from RefSeq and is a predicted model, not a curated record. The transcript is spliced from 7 exons. Bases 1 to 1719 code for a protein of 572 amino acids. Gene Ontology annotation, molecular function: protein binding; zinc ion binding.